This is a messenger RNA of Gracilinanus agilis (Agile Gracile Mouse Opossum), 911 nucleotides long. It is a transcript of the gene IL7, whose product is annotated as interleukin 7. Gene Ontology annotation, molecular function: growth factor activity; interleukin-7 receptor binding. Gene Ontology annotation, biological process: immune response. Lineage: Eukaryota; Metazoa; Chordata; Mammalia; Didelphimorphia; Didelphidae. Gene Ontology annotation, cellular component: extracellular region. The record is from RefSeq and is a predicted model, not a curated record. The transcript has 6 exons. The coding region runs from base 36 to 653 and encodes 205 amino acids.
GAGGAGGAGGCGGAGGCAGGCAGCCACCAUGGGCCAUGAGACUCUGCAGCCGCCAACAUGACCGCAGCUGGCUACUGCAGAGCACGCAGACCAUGUUCCAUGUUUUUUUUAGGUCUAUCUUUGGAAUUCCUCCCCUGAUCCUUGUUCUGUUACCAGUAACUUCUUCUGAUUGUGAAGUUGAAGAAAAAAAUAAAACAAUAAUAAUACAAGAUUAUAUGAAUCUCUUACAUAAAGGCUUUGAGGAAUUGGACAAUGCAAUUAAUGUUACCAAUUGCUCGAGUAAAGAAUAUAGCUCAUUAAAAAAUCACUCAUGUGAUAAUAAGGAAGUUACAUUUAUAGUUCAUUUAACAUGUAAGUUGAAGCAACUUGUGAAGGCUAAUAAUAUCCCUGAGAACCUAAGUCAUUCCUUAGAAGUAUAUUCACAUCACGCAUUAGGGAUACUGAAGGGAUGCAAAUGUGACGAGGUGAAUGGAACAGAGAAAAGGGCAGGAGGACCCUGCUUUUUUGUUGAAAAUGACCCCGACAAGAACAUGGGAGAAAAAUCUGCAAAGGAACAAAAAAAGGAAAAAAAAUGUAAAUGCUUAAUUAAAAAAAUGAUAUCUGAUGUUAAGAAUUGCUGGAGAAAAUUUUUGAUGAUUGCCAACGGUGACUGAAAUGACUGUGAUGGCACAGAAGCCCCACAAUUUGAUGAACUUUCACUUGCAUUCUCCGAAUGUUUAUCUGUUCACACUGAUCUGUCCUCAUGCCAGAAGGUACUGUAUUUAUCUUGGCAAAUCUAUGGCACCGUAAGCAAGUGAUGGUGAAUUCUAUUCAGCUCCACAGCAGGUUAUUAGUCGACAGAAGCAACCCAAUGACAAUGAAGAGGACAAUCCACAAUAAAAAUAACUGGAUAACUACCUGGACAUGCACAC